Messenger RNA from Microplitis mediator, 3170 nucleotides. RefSeq names its product dynein regulatory complex protein 1. NCBI's taxonomy places the organism in Eukaryota, Metazoa, Arthropoda, Insecta, Hymenoptera, Braconidae. The coding region runs from base 781 to 3084 and encodes 767 amino acids. Gene Ontology annotation, biological process: cilium-dependent cell motility; regulation of cilium movement; axonemal dynein complex assembly. The transcript has 10 exons. Gene Ontology annotation, cellular component: axoneme; axonemal dynein complex. The record is from RefSeq and is a predicted model, not a curated record.
UAUGCUGAUCUUCUAUAUACUGAAGUUGUAUCUACAGCAGAGACGGGUAUUUGUUGUAUUGUAAUUUCUUUUAUUCGGAAUUAAAACUUGGGGCAAUAUGGUGAAGGAUUAAAUAUUUGUGAGACGAUACUGCCCUUGUCUGUGAAAUAUUUUUAAUUUUAAUUAUUCGCUUUACGAAGAAUUUUAGUUAAAGAUUCGAAAGGUUGGAUAAUGGCGCUCACGCAGACGCUGUACGAAGAGUUUAUCUUGUUAUUACUUGUCUGGAUUAUGUUACUAUCAACAUUUCUGAGGAUUAUGUUUUUAUGUAUUUAAUUUUUUUUUUUUUAUUUGUAUAUAUAUGGAUGUAGGACGGGUGUAAUUAUUUUUUGGGCUGGACUGGAUUAAGUUUAUGACGUAACGGAUUAUUGAGAAUUUUUUUUUAGAUAUUUGUUUUGUCGGGUGGACAAUAUCUGUGAAAGGUCAAAUGUUUGUUAUCAGUUAUUUGUAAUUUUUGUUUUAAUCGUUUUUAUUUGAUAGGUUAUCGAUUGUUUUUUUUUAAUACUUUUUGAUAAAAAAAAUUUAUUGUUUUUGGAUGAUUCAGUAAUGGCUGACACGCGACGCCAUUUUGUAGAACGCUUUCGUUUAUUUUGUGGCGGCAUCUGGUUUGUGCUUUUUGAAAUGGACUAAAGAUGGCGCGUUUAUCAGUCAAUUUAUUUUACCGCGUAAAUUAGCAAUUUAAUUAUUUAUUAAUAGCAUUAUUGUGUUUAUAAAUAACAAACUAAUAUAAUAAUAUAUAAAGAUAUGGAAAGUAAAUUAAAUAAUGAGUACAAAGAACCAUCUGUCAUGUCAAAAGAUCCUGAGGAACGGAUAUUAGCGAGAAGAAUGAGAAUACAAAAGCGAUUAGAAAAAAUAAAAAAACAAGAUAAUAAAGAAGAUAAAGAGUUGGAUGCGAAAACAGAAACGGAAAAACAAAUAGAUGCAAGUGCUGAGUUAAUGCAAAAGUUAGUUGAUGAAGGCGAUGAAGUGAUUUCAAAUGUCAGAAUAGCUAAUGAAGCCCGUGAACUUCAUCGGCAAGAACAAGAUUUUGCGAUACGUAAAAUUUUACUUGAAAAACUCGAAAGUGAGCUUGCAGAUUCACUAGAUAAAUAUGACGAAAUAAAUUCAAAGUGGUCGGAAUUAUUGGAUUCGAAAGACCCACUGGAUAUUUAUGACGGUAUUCAAUCACAAAAUAAUAAAUGCCAGCAAGUUUUGGCGCAAAAAGAUGUUAUUAUUGUUGAGUUAAAAAAUGCGCUUGAAAAUGCUGAUAUUAAAUUUUCUGAUGAUCUGAAAAAUCAAGACGAAGAUAUCGAUAUAUUAAUCGAUCGAAUUGAUACUCAAAUAAAUAUAAUAUGUAAAGCAUAUCGGCGUGAGUUAGUAUUAAUAGAAGACGCAUUAAAAAAUGAACGGAGUAAAAUAUUGGAAGAUGUGACUAAGAAAUGGGAUGCGUUGUACAAAGAACGUCAGGAUAAUGAGAUCCGAGGCGUAGAACGUAGACGAGAAAUAAUGCGUGAAUAUGAAAAUGAAAUGAAUCGUGUAUUGAUUGAACAUCAAGAGCAGUAUCGUGCACAAAAGAUCUGGCUGGAAACCGAGUGUCAGAAGCUUCAACAGGAUGUUGAAAAUAUGAAGGCGCUAUGUAUGAUUAAUCUUGAGAAAUUGAAUUACAGUUAUACUGUUCUUAAAAAACGUCAAGAUGAAAAUGCAAUUAUUAAAAAUCAACAAAAACGACGAAUCAAUAAACUUCAAGAUAUCAUCACAGAAUUGAAAAAAAAUUAUGCAGAAUUGGAAAACUCGACGCGUUUAAAAAUAGAAAAAUUACAAGAUCAAAUUAUUAAAACACAAAAGAGUAUUGAAGAAUUACAAUCUAAAUCAAAUCAUUUUACUCACGUUAAUGAUAGACAAUUUAUGCAGAUUUGGGAAAUGAAUACACGUAACGCUGAUAAAUUAUUGGAUCAAAUUUUUAAAGUGGAUAAAAUUGUGUAUGAACAAAUGUUGGGAUUAGAGUGGGAGCCACCCGAGGAGAGUCUCCUAAAAAAAGAAGAUUUACCGUCAUAUCAAGAGGCCAUGCGUAUUAUUAAUAAAAGUAAUAAUGAACAAGAUUCCAUGAUCAAAUUAUGUCAACUAAAAAAAAAAGAUACGUCACCCGAACGAGUAAAUUUAGAGAGAAAAUUAUUAAAUUAUAUAAUGAAAAUGAUAUCUGAUCAAACUGGAUUUCUGAUUGAGGACAAAGUUCAUGAGCUUUUAAAAAUUCAUACACAAAAAGCUCAAAUCGUUAUUAAACUCGACCAUGUAUUCCAAGCAUUAAAUAUUACAUCUGAAGAGCAAAUUCAUUUAUUAAUUAAUUUUUUUUUGCCUUAUUCCUACUGCUCGAUAUGUUCAGAAGAUAAAACCACUGAAUCAUCAGAUGAAUUGAAUAAAAAUUUGCUAAUAGAAGAGUCAGUAGAUAAAAUAAAUCUCGAUGAUACGACAUCGAUUAUGGAUGAAAAAACAUUGCGAUUAAAAGAACAAAUUUUAAAAUUAAUUUCGUCUGACGUUAAAAAUGAUGAUAAUCAAGAUGCAGGGAGAGAUGAACUAGAAGAUAUGGAAUCAAAGCACUUGAGUGAUGUAACGAGUGUUGGUAAAAAAAGUGAAUCAGAAGAAAUGAAAUUAACUUGCGAUAAGGGCCACUUGUUGGAAAUAAAAUCUAAAAAUGUUAUAAAAGCUCUCCGUGAAUUCGUGGAAAAAUACAGCAGAGUAACGACACGUGGAUUAUCUGACAGCAAACAGGAAAAAGUUAUUCCUGAUAAUAAAAUAGUCUUGUCACGAAGUAUUUCUGAGAAAGAUAUUAUCGAGUACUGGCGACGUUAUAGAGAUAUAUUUUCAACGGAUAAAGAAAAACUUUGGGAUGCACUUAUGAUUGGAUUACAAAAAUAUCAUGAUAUUUUAAAGGACCGUCAUAAAUUGAUGGGCGAAAUUGAAGGAAUUCAGAGACAAAAUUCGGAAUUACGUCGAUUGCUUGAGAGUUGCAAAGUCAAACCUGACACUGGAUUAAUGCAACGAAAAACAAAAUCAGCGAAUCGAUUUAAUUAAUAUAUUAUAAAUUAAAAUUAAUAAAGAAAAUUAAUUUUUGCAUUUACGUUUAUUACUCAGACGGAUAUAAUAAUUACUGUCACACA